CGGGGGGCGGUUAAGGGGAGCUGAUGUUGUGUUGGUCUGGAGGGUCCCUGUGUCCAGGAAGAGGAUAUGAGAAGAGCAGCUUUGCAGGUAGAACUUGCCAACUGAGUACCAUGUGAAGGUCUGACAGAGCCCCUUGAUUCGUGGGACAGGAGAGACGUCCCUCUUUCAGUCCAGAAGGGGAAAAUUCUUUGAACGUUUUUGUCUGCUUCAGUAGGCUCUUAAAGUAUCAUCUUUACCUGAACCACACGGGCACGUGCCUGAGCCAGUUUGCCCACUGUGGGAAAAGGAAGUCUCAGGAGGCAUUCCGCGCACCAUGGAGAAACCGUGGAAGUGUGGGGAUUGCGGGAAAGGAUUCCGCUCCCCCUCCGUGCUGGAGAUCCACCGCCGUGUCCACACCGGGGAGCGGCCCUUCACCUGCUCCGUCUGCGGCAAGGGCUUCACCCAGUCGUCCCACCUGCUGACCCACCAGCGGGUCCACACCGGGGAGAGGCCCUUCACCUGCUCCGUCUGCGGCAAGAUCUUCUCUGACUCGUCCCACCUGCUGUCCCACCAGCGGGUCCACACCGGGGAGAGGCCGUUCACCUGCUCGGUGUGCGGCAAGGGCUUCUCUCACUCGUCCCACCUGCUCAAGCACUGGCGGGUCCACACCGGGGAGCGGCCCUUCACCUGCUCCGUCUGCGGCAAGGGCUUCACCCAGUCGUCCCACCUGCUGCAGCACCAGCAGGUCCACACCGGCGAGGGGGUCUUCACCUGCUCAGUCUGCGGCAAGGGCUUCACCCAGUCGUUCACCCUGCUGACCCACCAGCAGGUCCACACCGGGGAGUGGCCCUUCACCUGCUCGUUGUGCGGCAAGGGCUUCACUCGCUCGUCCACCCUGCUGCAGCACCAGCGGGUCCACACCGGCGAGGGGGCCUUCACCUGCCUGGUCUGCGGCAAGGGCUUCCCCCACUCAUCCGGCCUCCAGAUCCACCAGCGGGUCCACACGGGGGAACAUCCUUCCGAUAGACCAGAAGUGCACAUAAUACAGAGGAACUUCGAUUAUCCAGAAUUAGAUGAACCAGCACGGUGGCUCAGUGGUUAGCGCUGCUACCUCACAGUACCAGGGACCCGGGUUUCAUUCCUGCCUCAGGCGACAGACUGUGUGGAGUUUGCACAUUCUCCCCGCGUCUGCGUGGGUUUCCUCCUAGUGCUCCGGUUCCGUCCCACAGUCCAAAGAUGUGCAGGUCAGGGUGAAUUGGCCAUGCUAAAUUGCCCGUCGUGUUAGGUACAUUAGUCAGAGGGAAAUGGGUCUGGGUGGGUUACUCUUCGGAGGGUCAGUGUGGACUGGUUGGGCCUGUUUCCACACUGUAAGGGAUCUAAUCGUCAAGCGACUGAAAUACACCCUGCAUGUGUCCUUUGGAUAAUCGAGGUUCCUGUGUAUUCCAAAAGUGGCCUAACCAACGUCCUGUCCAGACCCCAACCCCUAUACUCAGUGCUCUGACCAAUAAAGUGAUCUGCAGAAUCUGCGGGACUUGCUUAAUCCUGGGAGGUAAAUCACGUGUUUCUCCUUCUCUUGCAGGUGGAUCCAAGAUUUCACUCUCUGUCCCAUUGAGUCUCCAGUCAGGUCCUUCAGCUCAACUGGUCUCUCUCAGUAUUUCUGACCCAUGUGAGCCUCUACGCACCUCCCCUUCACUUGCUCACACUUGAUUUCCCUUACAGCAGCAUUCCCUUCAGUUCCUUUCUCCCUGACGUCUGUAUCCAGCUUCUCCUUAAAUGCCGUCCACCUCGACCUGCUACUGUGGGGGUCAUUCCCGCUGCAGACAGAGGUCUCUCCUUUGUAACCUCUUCAAAAGAUUUACCGCUGACUUCCCCCUUCAGUCUUUUCCAUUUCUGGGUCUCCCCGCUGUUGCGAAACUUGUAAAUCUUUUCUGAAAAUUUACAAGGAUGUUGACAGGGUUGGAGGAUCUGAGCUACAGGGAGAGGCUGAACAGGCUGGGGCUGUUUUCCCGAGAGCGUCGGAGGCUGAGGGAUGACCUUAUAGAGGUUUACAAAAUUGAGGGGCAUGGAUAGGAUAAAUAGGCAAAGUCUUUUCCCUGGGGUUGGGGAAUCCAGAACUAGAGGGCAUAGGUUUAGGGUGAGAGGGGAAGAUAUAAAAGAGACCUACAGGGCAACUUUUUCAUACAGAAGGUGGUGUGUGUACGGAAUGAGCUGCCAGAGGAUGUGGUGGAGGCUGGUACAAUUGCAACAUUUAAGAGGCAUUUGGAUGGGUAUAUGAAUAGGAAGGGUUUGGAGGGAUAUGGGCCGGGUGCUGGCAGGUGGGACUAGUUUGGGUUGGGAUAUUUGGUCGGUACGGACGGGUUAGACCGAAGGGUCUGUUUCCGUGCUGUACAUCUCUUGACAAAGCCUUGUCUGAGGGUGAAAUGUUGUCAUUCCCGUUGAUGCGGGUGGUCCCCUGUCUGUUGUCCUUUUUGUUUCCUUUCUCGGAAAGGACGUCGCGGACAUGGGCAGCGUUCCCGAGCCCCGCUCCGAAACGGGCUGUUCCGUCCUCUUCCAGCCCCCGGGGGAAGGGGCAGCUUGAGUGCAUUGGGAGAGUGGGCCGUUCACCGGGAGGGUGCCAAUGGGACGGGAGAGCGGUACCGGUAAUGGGGCGAGGGGGAGAUGCCUCAGACCGCCAGAAACACUGGGGCAGCUGCUCGCGUGCUCCUUUUGGAUCUCACAGCACAGGGAGGCCUUUCAUCUGAUUACCUCCCCGUCUCUGUCUCUCUGGCUCUGUCUCUGGCUCUCUGUCUCUCUCUCUGCGUCUGUCUGUCUCUCUGAGGUGACAGCGGAUUCCAGCGUAUUGCUGCUUGCUGGGUAAACCUGUUUUUCCUCUGUUUUCCUCCUCUCUCUCUCUCUCUCCUGCUCAAACCCCUGACCUUCAGGCCGCCCCUGACCUUGUCACUAUCAGUGAAUAGGGAACAGCUUUUCUUCCUCCACCUUAUCUGAACCUAUCACAAUCUUCCCCACUUUCACCAGUUGUAUCUGUGUGUGACCCUCUCUUUCUGUGUCUCUUUCUCUCCUAAGCCCCCUCCCUCACCACAUCCCAUUUACCCAUCCCCUCCUGUCAUGCUCCCACUUUCAAACGGUCUCGUUGUGUUUUCACUGCCUCCUCCCCAUCGUUUCUGUCAAGCACCUCAUCUCACGCUUAGAACCUCUGCAGUGUAGGAGCAGGCCCUUCAGCCCAUCCAACCCACACCUCACCCAGACCUCUGCCUGUAACCCUGCAAUUCCCAUUGGCUAACCCACCUAGCCUACACAUCCCUGGGCACUAUGGGUAAUUUAGCACGGCCAAUGCACCCUAACCUGCACAGCCCUAGGCACUAUGGGUAAUUUAGCAUGGCCAAUGCCCCCUAACCUGCACAUCCCCAAACACUAUGUAAUUUAGCACGGCCAGUUCACCCAAACCUGCACAUCCCUGGAUACUAUAGGACAAUUUAGCCUGGCCAAUCCUACACUAAGGGUGGAUUGGCCAUGCUAAUUUACCCAUAGUGUCCAGGGAUGUGUAGGUUAGGGUAGAUUGGCCAUGCUAAAUUACCCAAUCCUACAUAUCCCUGGGUACUGUUAGGAUAAAAUAGGUCAAGGGAGGGUGGAGCUAUAGCUGCUGUUUGGGGAAUCGAAACUGUAGCUGUAGCUGCUGCUUGGGAAAUUGAAACUGUUGCUUACGUGGCCAGCUCAGCUGCCAACGCCCAAAUGAGCUCAAUAACAGGAAACGUCGAGCAAACGCGAAAUGUCCUAAUAGGGCAAUGCUUAGUAGCUCCGCGAAGCUCUGCUUAGCAAAGAGUAUAUCAGGAGCAGAUUUGGGAGGGGAAGGCAGAACGUGCCUUCUCCAGUGAAUGCAUGGUGAUUCACUGUAUCAGCUACGAUUCUGCAAUAAAGCCUGCUUGUGCCAAACAA
Messenger RNA from Hemiscyllium ocellatum (epaulette shark), 3912 nucleotides. RefSeq names its product zinc finger protein 239-like. Gene Ontology annotation, biological process: regulation of transcription by RNA polymerase II. NCBI's taxonomy places the organism in Eukaryota, Metazoa, Chordata, Chondrichthyes, Orectolobiformes, Hemiscylliidae. The coding region runs from base 314 to 1081 and encodes 255 amino acids. Gene Ontology annotation, cellular component: nucleus. Gene Ontology annotation, molecular function: RNA polymerase II cis-regulatory region sequence-specific DNA binding; DNA-binding transcription factor activity, RNA polymerase II-specific. The transcript is spliced from 2 exons. The record is from RefSeq and is a predicted model, not a curated record.